UACAGUACUUCAUUCUGUUCCAGAAGAAUCACCACCUUUAUUGUCAUGAACUUGCAUUCACGCACGCACGCACACGGAAUUUGUUAUCUGCAUUUAACCCAUCAUAGUGAAUACACAUACUUGUUAGUAGAACACACUGGAGCAGGGGGCAGCUGAAGCACCUGGGGAGCAGUUCGGGGUAUCAGUGUCUUGCUCAAGGACACCAUAGCCAUGAGUCCGGGGGAUGGUCCGGUCGGGGUCUUGAACCUAGGUCCCCCACGGUGGCAGACAAUGAUCUUAACCAUUGGGUCAUGACUGCCUAUAUAUAUAUUAACAGGUCCAGAACAGGUUAACAGAAUUAGAGUUUCAGGCUGUUUAGAAUUACUCCAUAUUCACAAUUUAAUGCCUGAUAACACAGGUGUCAAACUCAAGGCCUGGAGGCCAGAUCCGGAUCGCCACAUCAUUUUAUGUGGCCUGUGAAAGCGAAUCAUGUUGCAUUAACUUCUGUCAUUGUUGAUCAAAUCUAUACCAACAUUUCAAAUUGUUAUAUAGAAUGAAUAAAUUAUGAUACAUUGCACACAAAAAAAGGCAGCACAGUGAGCAACUGGUUAGCACAUCUGCCUCAUAGUUCUGAGGACCCGAGUUCAAAUCCGGCCUGCCUGUGUGGAGUUUGCAUGUUCUCCCCGUGCCUGAGCGGGUUUUCUACCGGUAUUCCGGUUUACUCCCACAUGCCAAAAACAUGCACGGUAGGUUAAUUGAAGACUCGGAAUUGUCCGUAGGUUUGAAUGUGAGUGCGAAUGGUUGUUUGUUUGUAUGGGCCCUGCGAUUGGCUGGCGACCAGUUCAGGGUGUACCCCGCCUCUCACCCGAAGUCAGCUGGGAUAGCACGGCUGUGACCCUAGUGAGGAUAAGCGGUACAGAAAAUUAAUGAAUAUUGCAAAAAAUGUGACCUAACCUCUUUUUAUAUUAACUUGAUCAAUAGUUGAAUAAACUUUUAUCCUUGAAUUUUGAUUUCAAAACUCGUUAGCCAUCAUUUAACGGCCCUCUGAGGGAAACCAAUUACAAUUUUGCUCAUGACAAAAAUUUUGCUCAUGACACCCCGGCAAAUUCACCAUUUUGUAGAGCUGUUGGAAUAUGUAGUGACUAUAUGUUAUACCCUAAAUAGUACCCUCAAUGUAUGUUACAAUGCAUCUCAGUAGUAGUGAACAACCUGAUGGUCACUAGAAAAGCAAUAUAUCCCAUGAUGCAUUGUGCUGAUUGGAGUACAAAUAUCUUCAAGUAGAGCAACACAUCACAACAUUGAUGGACAUAUUGUAAAGUGCUUUGUUUACAUUAAAUUUGUAAAAUAAACCCUUCUUAAAACAAUCUUUAUUACAGAAGGUCAACUGCUAACGUUACUCUGGUACAUUGUAAUUAUGUGAGAGCAAUGACGUAAUUAAUGGCAUGCUUGAGGAGUGUUUAAAAAGUAUGUUUUCAUUUGACCGAUGUGAACUUUAACAUUGUGAUUACGGAGUACGGAAUGAGUUAAUGAUUCCAUUUCCGAACACAGCUUGUCAAUAUCCAGGCAAUACAGGGGGAGAAAAGUCCACUCGUGGGCAUUGUGGGUCUUCACAAUUAGAAUUUGUUGUUGGAAGUGGAUAACUAAAGUUCGUUCAUUAAUCAGCCUUUAUCACACUAUGUACAUCCAUAACCAAAAGUGAAAGAAAGGGAGAAGAAGAAUAAAAUAAGAAUAAUAUUAAAAAGAAUAGGCUCCAGCACACCCGCAACCCUAGUGAGGAGAAGUGGCUCAGAAAACGGAUGGAUGGAUGGAUAAUAUUAAAAAGAUUCAGGGGUACUGUAAGGGCUCUCCUAAAGCAAUGAUAUGAAUGAGGUUAACAGAAUUGGAGUGUCAGGCUGUGUUUGCUGAUGGGGGCCCUCAAAAAAAUAAUAUUUUCAGUUUGCCGCAUUGAACUGGUGAGCUUUUAAGAUGCAUACACAUACACCUGUGACAUACUGUACUUACAAAAAAAAGGUGUUGCAAAUAUGUGGAUGUACUUUGAAUAAUUGUAAAGUUAGUUUUUUAAUUAAAAGAUGUCAUUCUGAAAUUAAUUGAAUCUAAAGACAUGACCUAAUUGUUUUUUCAGGUGUCCCUUUUCUAAAUGAUAUCAGUUCUUGUCAACAAUUAUUUGGUUUUAUUUUUAUAUUGCACAUUUUUACAGUUUGUCACACAGUAGCCUAUACAGACCCAAUUGGAGCACCAAGGCUGAUUGCGCAAAUAUGCUACUUAACAACCAACAAGGCUAAAAUGUUUUAUAUAUUUUACCAAGUUUCUAAAUGAUCGACUCACUCCACAAAACGUGUACCGGAAUAGGACAAUUUAGAAACGGGGGAGAAUUGUGUGAUUACAUAGAGCCAUUAGCUCCUUUAACUGUUAUUAAACAUAGUAGCAGGAUUAAUGUAUAAUGUUGAGUAGCAUGUUUAAAAUAACGAUCAAACUAAAGUUUCACAACUAGGGGGGUAGCGCAAUACAUUAAUUCGGCUUCACAUACGUGAAACGCGUUUGGUCUAUCAAUGGCCUUCGCGGCCACUGUAUUACAUCACUGUCUAGCAACAAGAAGCUGAUUGUCAAACAGAUUUGCCAAAUGUGUGUUGAAACACUUUCGUUUGAUUUCCCCCAUAGUUCUUUCCAGGGGAGAUUUUAAAAGCAUGAUAACAUAAAUCGCAGGAAUACCGCUUUUCGUUGGUCAAUGGAAUCCGUUAGUUAGCACAAGAUUGCUAAACUAGACAGGCAGGCAGGCAGGCACGUAUACGCUGCUACGCUGACAGCAAGCGGAGCAGUCUAAAAGUGCUGUUUGCGCAUAGAAGCGACGGUACUUUGAUCUUAGUUUCCGAUACGUACUUUAGUUUUAGUGCGAUUUUUAUACGAAACCUACAGAGUUGCCACUAUGUCAGACUUGGAGACCCUCACUGUCACUUUCCAGGCGCAGCUUCUCGACGUGAUGGAGACUGUGAUGAAGACCGCCAUGUAUAAAGUCACACAGCUGGUCGAAGAAGGAUUUUUGGAAGAAGUCAAGCGCAGGAACCAGGAGUUGGAGACCCUGAGGAUGAAGUUGGAAUGUGCUGAGAUGAAAUUAAGUGAUCAUGGUUUGAUCGAACGAAAAAAAGAUGGCACGUUUGUUGAUAUUGCAAGUGAUGGCGAUGGCAGCACUUCAGAAGAAAGGCUUGGAGAGUCUCAUGUUGAUCUUUUUAUGUCCUGUGGUGAGAAAAAGGAAAGUGACUCUACUGAAAGAUGGACAGGCAGUCAAAUAUGUGAAAUAGAAGCAGAGGCAGAUGAAGCCCCAGCCAUUCUCAACCCAGAGAACGACACACGAACAAUUGAACAUGCUGAUGGGAUGCCAAGUGUCGAUGUGAAGGAAGAAGUCAAUGAAGAGGGUUGUGAUUCUCACGGUGUAAGUGUGAUGAUAGAAGCACAUCCAGGCGAUAGCCAAGAAACAGCUAAAGGCGAUGUGUUAUUAAGGAAAGAGACAGAGAAAGACCUCCAGAUAUCAAAUGUAUACAACUUUCCUGACGGCCUGGGGACCUCAGACAAAACUACAGAUCUGUCUGUGGGAAUGGACACUGGCUGGGCAGGCCUCACGCUUCAUCAUCAGAGAGUUGGAUCUGACUGGGAGAGUGAUCCUGCCAAAAACAAUUGUUCUUUACAGCAAGCAAAGAAUGAGCUGGGAGACUUUGUUACAGAAGAUGGUAGGAGUCAUGUUAAUACAAGCAGAGAUCAGCUAUCUACCUGCAAAAUUCCUGACUCACUAAGUGUUCCAAUUAAGCAGGAGGUUUUCAUGGAUUCAGGUGGUGGUGGUGACAUGAAGAAUGUCAGAAAAAUGGCUUCGACAACGUCAGGAAUUACAUCGUUCUCAUGUGCAGUAAAAAAAAAUCCAAAUUCCCAUAAAACUGAAAUGCAGGAAGGGAUGAAGCUGCAUUCUAACCAUGCCGAAUGUGACAAGCUGCAGGCUCCGAUGAAACGCUUCAGCCGACCUUUAAAAAAGCCUCCUCCCACACCGUUAAACAGCACACCAGCCUCAUCUCGAACUCACUCUCAGACUUUAAACUUAAAUACCUUAAACAGAAUUCCCUCCUCAUCUAAAACUACGCCCCCAACUGCACUUGUAGUCCAGCGAGAUCACUUUGCAAACAAAUUAACCACCACGCUAUGGGUUACCAACAGCUCGCAGACUCCGUCUACUAACUCCCAACAUGCAUAUCUUUUAUCCCAUCCAGACUGUCCACCUGUGUUCAGUCACUCCCUGCGGUGUGGCCAGUGUGGUAAAUGUUUCCCCCAUCCUAACAACCUUAAGGCCCACCUGCAGACUCACACAGGCGAGAGACCUUUCUGCUGCUCUCUAUGUGGUCGCAGCUUCACCAAGCUGAGCAACCUCAAAGCCCAUCGGAGAGUCCACACUGGAGAGCGACCAUACUGCUGCUUGGCCUGCGGUAAACGGUUCACACAGAAAUGUAACCUGAAACGCCAUCAGAGGAUACAUGUUGACGGAUGAUGGACAGACAACCGUCUCGAAACACCAAUUUUGUGAGCAGAAUAUACUUCUUUUGUGUUUUAAAGACAGGACAAACGAGGUGGUGUUAGAUGUGUAAUAUACAAAAGAUAGGCCAAAUAUUUAUUCUAUGAAUAUAUACCAAUUUUGUCAUUUCCAUAUACUGGACAAUACGGUGCUGAACAAAUUUAUCAGACUUCCUAUCAUAAAGAGACCAGCAUCAUGAUGUGAUUAAAUGUGGAUUCUUUCAAUUUCAACAGUGGCGGGCAGUGCAUUUGCUACCUGAGCCUUCAGUGGGGAUGUACCAGACUUAAUCCAACACUUAAUACCGACACUAUCAUGUUACAAUUGCAGAAAACAAUACUAUACAAAAUUUAUCAAAUAACAUGACAAAAAAAUACAACAUACUCAGCAGAGAUGCUGAUCAUUAAACAUAGUAAUUUGGGCCCAACCUAUUAAUUUUAUCGGACAAUAUUAGUCCUUUGUUAAUUUUUUUUUAAUUAAUGAAUUUUUGGGGGACAUUACAACAUAAGACAAAAAUAAUGACAUUUAAACAAACAACAUCACACGAAAUAAGGAAUAAAUAUAUUUAUAAUAAACAAAAAAUGCCGCAAUGCACAAAACAAUAAACAUAGCAAAUGCACGCACGAAAAGAUCUCCCGUUUCAGUUUAACUCUCUGUACAUCUUAUAUUUAAAAUGUCUCUCUUUCAAACAUGACGUCUUUUGAUAUCUGAGAAUCUGUGGUUUUAAGUCGUCACUUCAUGGCAAACAGAAUAAUGGAGUAGAGAAUUGUGAUUUAACAUUCAAGGGCAUCAUGUAUAAUGUUUUGCCAGUAACUUCAAUCAUCCAGCCAUCCAUUCAUUUUCCGUAUCGCCUAUCCUCACGAGGGUUGUGGGUGUGCUGGAGCCUACCCCAGCUGACUUUGGGCGAGAGGCUGGGUACACCCUGAAAUGGUCGCCAGCCAAUUGCACACACUGUCACAAUCAGCACAUACUGUGUCACAUUCACACCACCGGGCAAUUUAGAGUCUUCAGUUAACCUACCAUGUAUGUUUUUGGGAUGUGUCAGGAAACCAGAGAACCCGGAGAAAACCCACGCAGGAACGGGAGAGCAUACAAACUCCACACAGCCGAGGCCGAAUUUGAACCCGGGUCCUCAGAACUGUGAGGCAGAUGUGUUCCACCGUGCCGCCCACUUCAAUCAUUGUGUUGCUUAUAUAUUGUGUACUUUUAUGGCCAAAAUCUAAAGAUCAAUUUAUCAAUUACUGAUUUCUUGUGUGUUUUUGUACUUGAAAUGGCCUUUAUGUUGUAAAAUUAAACAAAUACUAAAGGAAAAAGGAAAACUGUUCAAU
This is a messenger RNA of Phyllopteryx taeniolatus (common seadragon), 5853 nucleotides long. Its product is annotated as zinc finger and SCAN domain-containing protein 2. The transcript is spliced from 4 exons. Lineage: Eukaryota; Metazoa; Chordata; Actinopteri; Syngnathiformes; Syngnathidae. The record is from RefSeq and is a predicted model, not a curated record. The coding region runs from base 2903 to 4504 and encodes 533 amino acids. Gene Ontology annotation, cellular component: nucleus.